AAUUUUAGGUUUGAUUUCUAGUUUCUGAAUUUGAAAGAAAAUGGGCGGCAAAGGUGAAGUAGGUGAUCAGAAGAUCCGUGCUACACAAGAUCAGUUACGGCUUGCCAGAUUAACGCAAGAUUUGUCUAUAACAGAUGACGAUCGUGCGAACAUACAGAAGCUUGUGAAAAAGGUAGUGGAGACGACACGAUGUACCGUAAGUCAGGCGGAAAUUGCUCUUUAUGAUAAUAAUAAUGACGUCCAAGAAGCAGUAAAUGCCAUUUUGGAGGACAAUUAUCCAGAUGAAAAUGUCUGGAAAGAACAGAAAAGCAGACGAGCAAAACGAGCUGAAGCUGAGGAAUUAAAGCAUGAAGAAUCGAAUUCUCAUAGGAACCGAAUUAACAGCACGAGAUCAUCGAAUAAUUUCGGAUAUGGGCGAGGACGAGGAGUAGAACGAGGACGUAGUGGUUAUCGAGGUGGACGUGGUGGCGGUCGAGGUUCAUAUCGAGGUGGACAUCAGUACUCAUCAUCUCAAGGACAGCUUGGCGGCAAUAUAGCAAGUAACGUUUGGGAUAAUUCACAGGCAUUGAAGGUGGACUCUAGUAAGGAAUGGACAAAUGCAAGCGCAGUUGCUGUUGACGAUAGCGCUGAGGAUACGGAAUGGAAGCAGCACGGCACAUUGGUAUUUUCACGAAGUACAACACCACCAGCCACUAUAACACCUGUGGUGAACACAGCCGCUGGGAUGAGCUCGAUACCCCCAACUUCUGGACCAGUAUCGUUUGCUGCUGUUGCAGCUGCUGGAACUAAUAAAGCGAAGGAAAAUGCGUUGAAAAAUUCUCUAGGUCGAUCUGGAACAGGUGCACCAUCAGCGUUGGGACAAUCACAACUUGAGAAUGUGAAUUCGCUUUACCAGAACAGUGGACUUGUUUCAACGAAUGGUCAAUUAGCAGCUCCUUCGGAAGAAACAGAUAAAGGACGUGAGGCUCGAACAUCACCCUUAGCUGGGCAUGAUGCAUCUGCAUCAACGAAUCCUGUCUCGGGGACAGCAAUGCAUGCAGCAGGCGCAUCACAACAAUCUCGAACGAAUGCAUCUGUUACUACCGUAACGAAUACGUCAGCGGAUUGGACUGCACAACUGAAAAAUGAUCUUGGAAUUGGUACUGCUGCUUCUGCUACGAAAUCUAAUUCAAACCAAUCAGGUUUAAUGUCUAAGUCGUCUUUGCAAAAUGCUAAAGCGGGUCAAGUUCCGCGAGCAACAUCUCGACAUACCACCCAUUCAAGUACUGUGGAGUUCGUGUCCGGCGAAGCAAAUGGCCCAACCUUGCCUGAGUAUCAAUUCGGUUUUCACGUUGACUCAGCAACGGGAAGUGAUGAGCAUAAUGAUGAUGUCUACGGUGCAUCGGCUAAAUCCCGGUCCUUGAAUAACCAGACUGCCAAGACUGAAAUGAACUCGGAUUCGUCAUCAACCAUGCUUUCAAACGGCCCAGUGGGUGAUUAUUCUUCAUCGAUGAAUUCACAACAGCCGAAGAUAUCAGCCGGCAACAAUAGCGUUCCUAUUCCUCAAUCUUCACCUGCAGUGCAUCAAGCAAACACAAUUCAGCGUCAGCCCGUUACAUCCGGACUAUCAUAUGCUGAUACGUCGAGUAUGUCGUAUCCGUCAUCUGAUAAUCGGAAUACGGCAAAGUUACCACUCUCACUACAUCAUCAGCAGCAAACACCACAUACACUUUAUACUACCACGCAGUUGCCGUACGCCAACUAUCCGUACCUAAAUAUGUACAGUCCAAUGGCAGGAGUACGACAAGAUGAGUAUGCUGCAGCAUUGGUGCAGUAUCCGUUUGGUGUUGGACAAUUUGAUAUGAACUCGCUGUCAACAAUGUUACCUCCAGCAGCAGCUAUUGCUUCUCAACAGCAGCAAAAUCAGCCGCCACCUCCAGUUCAGUCGCAGCAUCAACAGCGACCGGACCAGCAUCCCAGCAUUGUUGAUCUAUCUAAAGCUUAUUUGGCGACGGCUGCGGCUGCUGCAGCAAACAGCACAAUAGGAAGCGGAACUGGCUCUGGUAUACUGGGUAAUCAACAACAGCGUGAUUCAACUGCAGUGAACAGUUCUGCGGUCGCUCCACCUCCGGGUUUCAGUGGUCCACCAGCUGCUGCCUUUACACUUCCUCAGCACAAUCACAUCAAUUCGAUAUUUCAAGUACCACCGGCUGCUUAUCAUCCGCAAAUCAAUCAGCUGCCCUUCUCAUUUAUGUUGCCGAAUGUUACUAAUGGACAACACAAACUAAAUCACCAGAUGUUUGCGCAACAAAGUGUUGAAGAUUCCCUUUCUGAUCAGCGUCUUUCCUCUCAACAGCAGAAGGUCUAUCAGGGUCAUCAGCAGCUAGAUAAGUACGGAAGUUCGACUAAUGCGAAGGAUCGUCUAGGAGGGGGUGCACAAGCAACGCCGCCACCGCAAGUAUAUCAAACACAAGGAUACAUGUCACAGCAGAUGCCAUUGCACGGUCACAAAAAAGCAUACGGCGGCGGACCGCAACAUUGGAGUGCAUCGUAGAUUACUGUUUAUUGUAAAAGGGGAAGAAAAAUGAAACUGGAAGGAUUAACUGUCGCCUCACUGUCAGUGCUAGCAAUUAUCGUGUUCAUGCAAUAUGAAUACAUACGAGCGUAUGAGUGUAUCUGUCUGUCUGUUUGUAUGUGUGAAGCGCGUCUUAUGCUAAGCAUGACACAUAUUUCAUCCUCCUCUAAACCGUUAAUUGUAUCUUAUACAUUAUUAAGUUUCCUUUCCCGUUGCAUUCAUUAGAGUUUGUGAGA
Molecule: messenger RNA, 2790 nt
Organism: Loa loa (African eye worm)
Lineage: Eukaryota; Metazoa; Nematoda; Chromadorea; Rhabditida; Onchocercidae
Product: UBA/TS-N domain-containing protein
Exons: 12
Coding region: 41-2533 (830 amino acids)
Cellular component (GO): nucleus; cytoplasm
Molecular function (GO): protein binding
Source: RefSeq, a predicted model, not a curated record